Varanus komodoensis (Komodo dragon) is the source of this 1406-nucleotide messenger RNA. RefSeq names its product ubiquitin conjugating enzyme E2 F (putative) (gene UBE2F). The record is from RefSeq and is a predicted model, not a curated record. The transcript has 10 exons. Gene Ontology annotation, cellular component: nucleus. Gene Ontology annotation, molecular function: NEDD8 transferase activity. Lineage: Eukaryota; Metazoa; Chordata; Lepidosauria; Squamata; Varanidae. Bases 167 to 724 code for a protein of 185 amino acids. Gene Ontology annotation, biological process: protein neddylation.
CCGCCCAUUGUUUUCACUUCCGGUUUGGGCGGAGGGGGCGGCGUGGUGCCGCUGCCGGAGAAGGGAGGAAGCGGGAGCCCACCGGGGAUGGUGCUGGCGGCGGCGCGAGCUCCUGGCCUGCGACAGGCGAGUCGAGAGCGUCUCCUCCAGAUUGAAUAUAGCAGUAAUGCUAACACUGGCAAGCAAACUAAAACGGGAUGAAGGUGUCAAGGGGCCCCGUACAUCCAACCCAGCUUCUGAUUCUACUCGAAGAGUUUCAGUUAGAGAUAAAUUGCUUGUUAAAGAAGUUGCAGAACUUGAAGUAAAUUUACCUUGUACAUGUGAAGUGAACUUUCCUGACCCAAAUAAACUCCAUUACUUUCUCCUAACUAUAAACCCAGAUGAAGGUUAUUAUCAAAAUGGAACAUUUCAGUUUGAAAUUGAGGUUCCUGAUGCAUAUAAUAUGGUGCCUCCCAAAGUAAAAUGUUUGACUAAAAUCUGGCAUCCAAACAUUACUGAAGCUGGAGAAAUCUGUUUAAGUUUAUUGAGAGAACAUUCAAUUGAUGGCACUGGCUGGGCUCCAACUAGAACUUUAAAGGAUGUUGUUUGGGGAUUAAACUCUUUAUUUACUGAUCUCUUGAAUUUUGAUGAUCCUUUGAAUAUUGAAGCUGCAGAACAUCAUUUACGUGACAAGGAGGAUUUCCGGUCUAAAGUUGAAGAUUACAUUAAGCGCUAUGCAAGAUGAUGAAGGGAGAUGGAGACAAGGCCACCGCUUGCAUAUGCAGUGUUGGCUUGAUAAACAGCAAAAUACCUGGAAUGUACUUGUCCUGUGUUCAUGUUGUUCUGAAGAAGAAAACAAACUUCGUAAUAGUCCAUGUGAAAUGGAGAGCUCACCGUCAAUGCAGCAAGACAGUUGUGUAUGUUGGUUGGAAAAACAGUUGUUUGCUAACCCUUAAUGUUUUGUUUUCUGAAAUUGUACUGUAUAUCCAGAACUGAAAUAUGCUUGGGACUGUAAAGGAAUCACUAGUAGGGUUAUUUACACAUUUUCAAACUUUCUUCAUGACUAAUAAAAAUGAAUAGCAUGUUUACUGGAACACUGAAAAUUGGCAAUAAAAUUGGUCUUCACAUGAACCAAGUUGCAGAAACAUUUGCCUAUGCAAAUGAAAUAAUUUGCAGUGAAAUUGGAAAUGAAUUUAAAAUGUGCCCUGUACUGGGCAAAAGUAAUUGCAUAAAGCCACAUAUACCUACUCUUGAAGUUUUUCUAUUUAAUUUAAAAAAAAAAAAACGUAAUUGCUGCUUUCUGUUCAUCUUUUGCCUACAGUGUUUUAGGUUGCAUUAUUGUGCAGAGCACUUACUGAAACCAAGGCUGAUUCUGUAGCCUACUUAGAAAUGCAGUGUAUUACUUAAAAAAAUAUUUUACACACAGG